This is a messenger RNA of Loxodonta africana (African savanna elephant), 1419 nucleotides long. RefSeq names its product doublesex and mab-3 related transcription factor 3 (gene DMRT3). The record is from RefSeq and is a predicted model, not a curated record. Gene Ontology annotation, cellular component: nucleus. NCBI's taxonomy places the organism in Eukaryota, Metazoa, Chordata, Mammalia, Proboscidea, Elephantidae. Gene Ontology annotation, biological process: male sex differentiation; regulation of transcription by RNA polymerase II. Gene Ontology annotation, molecular function: DNA-binding transcription factor activity, RNA polymerase II-specific; protein binding; RNA polymerase II cis-regulatory region sequence-specific DNA binding. The transcript has 2 exons. Bases 1 to 1419 code for a protein of 472 amino acids.
AUGAACGGCUACGGCUCCCCCUACCUGUACAUGGGCGGCCCGGUGGCGCAGCCGCCGCGGGCGCCCCUGCAGCGCACGCCCAAGUGCGCGCGCUGCCGCAACCACGGCGUGCUGUCCUGGCUUAAGGGCCACAAACGCUACUGCCGCUUCAAGGACUGCACCUGCGAGAAGUGCAUCCUCAUCAUCGAGCGGCAACGGGUCAUGGCGGCGCAGGUGGCGCUGCGGCGGCAGCAAGCCAACGAGAGCCUGGAGAGCCUCAUCCCCGACUCGCUGCGCGCCCUGCCUGGGCCCCCGCCGUCCGGCGACGCCGGCACCAACCCGCCGCCACCGCCGCCCACCUCGCAGCCGUCACAGCCGCCGCCGCGCCCAGCCUCAGAGUUGGCCGCGGCCGCUGCGCUGCGCUGGGCCGCCGAGCCCCAGCCCGGGGUGCUGCAGGCGCCGCUCGCCAAGCCAGAUUUGCCUGAGGAACGCCUCGGUGACAGCACCCCAGCCGACAACACAGAGGCCUUCAGCGACAAAGACACGGACCACCAGGGCUCCCCAGACGUGGCCAAGAGCAAGAGCUGCUUGGCCCCCGAGAGCCCCGAGAUGGUGUCCGUGGAUGAAGGCGGGUAUGCCGUCCAGAAGAACGGAGGGUCCUCUGAGAGCCGCCCCGACAGCCCCAAGUACCACGGGGAGCAGAACCACCUCCUGAUCGAGGGCCCCUCGGGAACCGUGUCUCUGCCCUUUAGCUUGAAAGCCAACAGACCCCCUCUGGACGUGUUAAAAAAGAUCUUCCCCAACCAGAAGCCGACGGUGCUGGAGCUGAUCCUGAAGGGCUGCGGGGGGGACCUGGUGAGUGCCGUCGAGGUCCUGCUGUCCAGCCGGUCCUCUGUAGCCGGGGCCGAGCGAACUUCCUCGGAGCCCGAGAGCCUGGUUCUGCCCUCCAAUGGGCAUAUCUUCGAACACACUCUGAGCUCCUACCCCAUCUCCUCUUCCAAGUGGUCAGUGGGAUCAGCCUUCAGGGUCCCCGACACGCUGCGGUUCUCUGCCGACUCCGGGAAUGUUGUGCCCAACCCCUUGGCCGUCCCCCUGCAGCACCCCUUCCCCCAGCCGCCCCGCUACCCCCUGAUGCUGAGGAACACGCUGGCGCGAAACCAGUCGAGCCCCUUCUUGCCCAACGAUGUCACGCUCUGGAACACCAUGACGCUGCAGCAGCAGUACCAGCUGAGGCCCCAGUACGUCAGCCCCUUCUCCAGUAACUCGUCCGGCCUCUUCCGGAGCUCUCCCGUCCUCCCCAGCCGCCCCGCCGAAGACCCUCGGCUCUCCCUGCCCGAUGACGGCUGCCCGAUUGCGGCCAAGCAGGCCAUCUACACCGAGGAUGAGUACGACGAGAGGUCCGACUCGUCAGACUCUAGAAUACUCAACACGUCAUCUUAA